UUGUGUCCCUUGGGAGGAGAGGGAAUUUCUACCUGCGGAGGUCAGCUGAGAAAACACGUUUACUUGACUGAGUGAAAAAAUCACAGCACCAGAAGAGACGCACGGCAUGAUUGAUCUCAGGCAGCAUUGACUGAAUUAGUUGCAGCUGAAUGAACGUUGACUCCCGACGGUGAGUCUCUCAGACUUUCAUUGAGGGAACUCGGCUUAUGUAACACCUGGACAAGUGGGUCGACUUAUACAGCUUUUAACUGUCACUUAUUUGCACGCACAGGCUUUAACUGUUAGCGUCUGCCACUUUGGUUUCGUGCCAACAAAACCAGGAGCCAGCACUGGUCAUUUUGUGACGAAUUAUAUACUAAAUAUCAUUGACAAGUGAGCCAUCUCAGCCAUUGGUGAAAAUAAUCUUCACAAAUGUGUUGCAGUUGCUACUUCUCCAUCCAUGUCUGCCUUUUUCUUUUGUGUGAAGGAAAGUGCACCUUGGGUCCUAAAGCUGACACGUCAGAUAGCCGAGUCACAAGAACAUCCCUCCCUGGAUUUGGGAACCUCACCCAGGGAUACAACAAAUAUCUCAGGCCAAAAUUUGGUGGAGAGCCUGUGGUGAUAGCCAUGAGCCUUGACGUUGCCACCAUUUCCAGCAUUUCUGAGGGUGAUAUGGACUACACGGCGACAAUAUAUUUGCGACAACGCUGGACAGAUCCUCGCCUGGUUUUUCAGGGGAACCAAAGUUUCACCCUGGAUGCUCGGCUGGUGAAAUACCUGUGGGUUCCUGACACCUAUAUUGUAGAGUCUAAGAAGUCUUUCUUGCAUGAGGUCACAGCAGAGAACCGGCUUAUACGGCUGUUCUCUAACGGCACUGUCUUGUAUGCCUUGCGAAUCACUACCACAGUUGCAUGUAACAUGGACCUGUCAAAAUAUCCCCUGGAUACGCAGACAUGUAAACUGCAGAUGGAAAGCUGGGGAUAUGAUGAAAACGAUGUACUGUACACUUGGUUGAGGGGAAACGAUUCGGUCCACGGCCUUGAGAACCUGCGACUUUCUCAGUACACAGUGGAGCAUUAUUACAGCCUUGUAACAAUGUCUCACCAGGAAACAGGCAAUUACCCAAGACUAGUGUUGCAGUUUGAACUCAAGAGAAAUAUCCUGUAUUUCAUUCUGGAGACGUAUGUCCCAUCCACCCUCCUUGUCAUAUUGUCUUGGGUUUCUUUCUGGAUCACUCUGGAUUCCGUUCCAGCAAGAACAUGUAUUGGAGUAACAACUGUGCUGUCCAUGACAACUCUGAUGAUGGGCUCACGAAACGCUGUGACGAAGACCAACGGUUUCAUAAAAGCCAUUGAUGUGUACCUGGGCAUCUGUUUCACCUUCAUAUUUGGUGCCUUGGUAGAAUAUGCAGUAGCUCACUAUAUCGCAUCACAAAAGGCUUCUACAAAUGAGGUUACCAGAGAAACGGAAGAUGUCCCCAAUAUCUUUUCCACAUCUGUCACCAGCUACAAUCAAAAGAUAAACUUCAGUGCCAUCGAUAAUCUCGCCUACAGUGGUUCGACCAUGAAACCAAAGGACAAAAUUCGGUUUCUUUUGAGGAACAAAACACGCAGGGUUGUCAGCUAUUUCACAAUUCAAAAUCCAAGCAACAUCGAACACUACUCAAGAUUGCUCUUCCCUCUGUGUUUUUUGGUAGUCAAUUUGUUUUAUUGGGUUUAUUACUUAUUCUUUUAGCAAUAAUACGACCAUUUUGGCGUGUGGUGGUGAAAAACGUCUUGCCUAUGUUGGCUCCCAGUCACUGCGAAUUGUUAUGGGUGUGACUAAGGACACAUAUCAAGAAUGUGGCCCAAACCCAACAUUGAUUGUAUCAAAAGCCAAAUCUUGUACAGAGCAGCACAUGAAUAUGACUGUGGAGCUAAAGCAAGUGGAAUCCAAAAAGGACAAGCCUAUUCUUGAAGCCAUUGCUAAGAUGAAUAGGCCUUGUGCUUCGAGGUUGUGCAGCUGUUUUACACUGUCAACAUAGCUAAGCCCUACCAAAGAGGUUUUUCCGCUAGUUGUUUUCAGUCACUUGGGUGCAGGAUGCUGCCUACCUGAGAAUUGCUUCCUGCUGAUCUCAGGUAAGGUAAUCACCUUUUAAAAAAUACAUCCCACAUCUAUUCAAAAUGAAAGCUAUUUUGAGGUAAAUAGGAAUUUUAUACAUCUCCGAAAAUGGAAAGUAAAAAAAAGUGGGUUUGGGGGAAGACUGACUAUGUUGGUUUGAAAAAUUAGUGAGAUGCCUAUGGCUCACACAGUGCUAACUGAAGACAUUUUGCCACCUGAGGUGAAGGACAAAAUGGCACCCUCAUCCCCAUUGCAUGUAUAGAAGCUAACUGGGCAACUGAAUCUUACUUCAACACUAGAAUUGAGACAGCAUCUUCUGCUACAGCAAAGGCAGUCAACAAGUUCUGUCCUUCAACAGGGAAAUAUCUCUUUCUUCCUUUUUUGCCUUAUGUUGAAACUCUGCUUUGGGGAAAGUCUUGAAAGGAGACAGAAACAGGGCUAACAAACUAAUCAGGGUUCAUGCAACCAGCUAUUCUGUGAAUUACUUAAAAAAUAAAUAGCAGGCAUGGGGUACUCAAUCUAGAUUGGGGCUCUGGUGUUGAGAAAGGGGCCUUGCCUCAUUUUACAGUCCCAAACUAGCUCAGUCCUCCCCAUGCCUGGUACUUGCAUUGAAAGAAAAAAAAUCUCAUUUGCCCCAAUGGAAGCACUUUUUUACAAUGAAAAUAGCAGGGGUGGGGGGGUCAUUUUUCUUCCUUUAAAAAAGGUCAUGAAUCAGAUCAGAGGGGGCUGCUAUUACUUUUUAAAGUUAUUGACAUAAUUGUUAAGCGUACAAAUAGACUCUCAUCUAGUUAUGGCCCUCCAUGAUGAUGAAUUCCAAUAAAUGGCCUCAGAACAUCUCUUAUGAAGACAUACCAUUUUGACCCAGUAAGGUCAUCGUUGGAGUUCUGCUGACACUCCAUAAUGGCAUUUUAAAAAGGUAAAGGGGCCCCUGACCAUCAGGUCCAGUCGUGUCUGACUCUGGGGUUGCGGCGCUCAUCUCGCUCUAUAGGCCGAGGGAGCCGGCGUUUGUCCACAGACAGCUUCCGGGUCAUGUGGAUAGCAUGACAAAGCUGCUUCUGGCGAACCAGAGCAGCGCACAGAAAUGCCAUUUACCUCCCCGCCGGGGCAGUCCCUAUUUAUCUACUUGCACUUUGAUGUGCUUUCGAACUGCUAGGUGGGCAGGAGCUGGGACCGAGCCACGGGAGCUCACCCCGUUGCAGGGAUUCGAACCGCCGACCUUCUGAUUAGCAAGCCCUAGACUUUGUGGUUUAACCCACAGCUCCACCUGGGUCCCUAUAAUGGCAUUUAUAAAACUCAAAACUCUGUGCUACAUUUAUCGUUCGCACAAUGUAGGCAUGUCAGUUGGGUCAAGGAUUUUUAUUUUUAUUUUUACCAGUUAACCUUGUGUCUAACCAAUUAGGAUUCAAUCAAUAAUAUCAAAAUAAACAGUAUGUGCAGUAGACCCCAAGUAAAUAACAACACAUCCUCUCAAGGUAAAAGAAUGGAAUGCAUUACCUGAGGUCAAAGGUUUACAUAGAUCCACAGAUAGAACUCUGUUGCCCACAAGGGCUUCCCCAUUCAUUUAGUGGAGACGACAGUUUGCAUCGUUGGGUUUUGGCUGAUGCAGGCUGGUGUUGGUUACAUAUGCUGAAUGGCAAGUUCAUCUCAGAGGCGCUUACCAUGUGAUUGAUUGUAGUCCUUCAGGUCUCUUGCUCUAUGAUGGGAGCACAACAUAUGAAACAUUAUGGAUUUUUCUUUAAUAACUUUUUAUUGAACCAUUUCCCCGCAGUGUAUUGUGAAGGAUCAAAACCACAUAUUCAUAAAUCAUAACAUUUGAUCAAGUAUUAUAUUUCAGGGAGAAGCAAAACAAAACGGAAACACCCCAGCAGAGAAGAACAAUGGAAAGAGUGAAAUUCUAGUAAUGAAAUGUAGGCCUGUACUUUUUGACAUUUUAAAAUAUCCUCUAUAAACUGUAAUAAAGUUAAUGGUGUGGUUUAAAAUUAAAUUUUUAAAAAGCUACAAAAAUGAUAUUUGCUCUUUAUAUACAGUGAUACCUCGGUUUACAAACACAAUUGGUUCCGGAAGUCUUUACUUAAACUGAAGCGUACUUAACCUGAAGCGAACUUUCCCAUUGAAAGUAAUGGAAAGUGGAUUAAUCUGUUCCAGACGGGUCCACGGAGUACUCAACCUGAAGCGUACUUAACCCGAAGUAUGAGUGUAAUUGGUUCCGGAAGUCCGCACUUAACCUGAAGCGUACUUAACCUGAAGCAAACUUUCCCAUUGAAAGUAAUGGAAAGUGGAUUAAUCCGUUCCAGACAGGUCCGCGGAGUACUUAAACUGAAAGUACUCAAACCGAGGUGUACUUAAACCGAGGUAUGACUAUAAUUUAUUUUAAGCCAAAAUAAAAUGCCUCUUUUCCCCCAAAGUAAAUCUCUUUGUAUGUUCAAACUCUUGGCUUAUUGUUACUGUCAAGAGUAGCCUUUCCCAACCUAGCUGCUCUCCGGAUGUUGGUAAACUCCAAAGUCCAUCAGCCUCAGCCAGUUUUGCUCAGUGUAAGGCAGCUUCCUACGAUGAGGGACCUAACUAAGGUCAGAUGAGACUGGCGAGAAUAUGAGGUCUUGCUGAAACAACAUUGGUGCAAAAAGGGAGCACUCUGCUCAAGACAGAAGAAGAA
Molecule: messenger RNA, 4732 nt
Organism: Zootoca vivipara (common lizard)
Lineage: Eukaryota; Metazoa; Chordata; Lepidosauria; Squamata; Lacertidae
Gene: GABRP
Product: gamma-aminobutyric acid type A receptor subunit pi
Biological process (GO): monoatomic ion transmembrane transport
Cellular component (GO): membrane
Molecular function (GO): extracellular ligand-gated monoatomic ion channel activity; GABA-A receptor activity
Source: RefSeq, a predicted model, not a curated record